AUGGCGGCGGCGACCGCGACGCUCCGGUGGGUGCUGCAGCUGCACCGGGACGUGCCGCGAGCGGCGCGGUUCUACGCGGAGGGUCUCGACUUCAGUGUGAACGUCUGCACGCUCCGCUGGGCCGAGCUGCAGUCAGGGCCGCUCAAGCUCGCGCUCAUGCACACCAACGACAGUAAUCUUGCAUCGCAGAGAGUCUAUUCUUCAAUGCUGUCCUUCACUGUACCAGACAUAAGCAGUACUGUAUCGAAAUUAAUGGCAUUGGGAGCUGAGUUGGAUGGGCCUAUCAAAUAUGAGAUCCAUGGAAAAGUUGCAGCAUUGCGAUGCAUCGAUGGGCACAUGCUAGGCCUUUACGAGCUGGCUUGA
This is a messenger RNA of Miscanthus lutarioriparius, 363 nucleotides long. NCBI's taxonomy places the organism in Eukaryota, Viridiplantae, Streptophyta, Magnoliopsida, Poales, Poaceae. The record is from the annotation of a GenBank genome assembly.